Messenger RNA from Athalia rosae (coleseed sawfly), 4011 nucleotides. Its product is annotated as ankyrin repeat domain-containing protein 11. The record is from RefSeq and is a predicted model, not a curated record. Bases 361 to 3519 code for a protein of 1052 amino acids. The transcript is spliced from 10 exons. Gene Ontology annotation, cellular component: nucleoplasm. Gene Ontology annotation, molecular function: protein binding. NCBI's taxonomy places the organism in Eukaryota, Metazoa, Arthropoda, Insecta, Hymenoptera, Athaliidae.
GCGUCAUAUUACGCAUUCGUUAGUGUCUGUCGUCAUAAAUAUUAUCGUUUUGAAAUAACAUGCGUACGUGAAAUAAUUGGUUGAAUGAAAUAGAAAUAAUGAAAUGAAAAUCUUUGACUGAUGAAUAAAGUUGUGUGUAGUCAUAGUGAUUUGUGAUCUCGGUGGAUAAAUCAACUAAUAUUUUGGAUGCAUUAAUGUGCGCGUUGGCUAACCCAAAAUGGCGUGAAGAAAGCUGUGAUAUCUUUUUUUUAGGUUAUGUUUAGUUGUAUUGUUAUUAAUGUCUGAACGAAAGUUGAGGCUGUAGCAAGUGGUUGUUUUCAAGUUCUUUAAAAAGUAUAGUUUUUAAGUUAUGAGGACGGAAUGCCCGCGGGUAGGCCCAGGGGCGGUAACGGUGGGUUCCGUGGUCACCCAGCGCCUAUGUCAGAGCGUCAACAGCUCGCUCUGCUUCUGCAAAUGACCUCUCAGGAUAACGAAUCAGGAGGGAUCAAUCCUAGUAACGCCAGUGCACAAAGUACUUCUAGCGAGCAGCACAGAGCUUCUAGGAGUCGGUGUCGAAACGAACGUGGAGAAACACCCUUACAUGUUGCAGCAAUUCGAGGAGACGAAGCACAAGUAAGACGACUGAUAUCAAGAGGAGCUGAUCCUAAUGCUAAGGACUUUGCCGGUUGGACCCCUCUUCACGAAGCUUGUAAUCACGGUUGGUUAGGUACAGCAAGGAUUUUGAUCGAAGCAGGGGCUUUUGUGAACGCACUUGGACUCGAUGACGACACGCCAUUACAUGAUGCUGCUGUCAACGGUCACUUAGAGCUUGUUAAAUUAUUGGUGGACAGUGGCGCUGAUUCAACAUUGAAAAAUAAGCGUGGAAAGACUCCGGUUGACGUUGCCUCUGGUGGUUUAAACCAUUCCUCAUUCAUCACUGAAAAAUCGAGGGAUAGUACGACUCUUGUCAUCAAAGAAAACACAACGUCCACGUCUUUAGUAGCUGCAGUAUCAUCGUCUUUGGGUGAUCGCUUGUCCUGCGGAAAGAGCCGCGACAGUUUGAUCGGAGGAUCCGCUAUAGACGCCGGUGGUGUAACAACGUCAGCAUCAUCAACAUUAAACGGGGAACGCGAUCAAAAUAAUCCGCUGCCGUUGCAGACAGACAGCUUAGCCACUACAACGACUGUUGUUUUAGCGGAGAGUGGAGCCCCCUGUGAGAUGCGGAGGACACCACCGCAAAACAAAGUCGACAGAUCAGGAACUGGGCAGUCUGGUGGCUCCCCACGGGUUACGCUACGGCUGAACCAGGUGCGUAACGCAAGGGAUGACAAGAAGGGUGGAACAACUCCCCGACACGUCGUGACGAGCAGUCAGUCUCAAAACAUGGAUGGGUCUAAAAAUUUGUCUGCGUUGUCGGGGGGAAAUUCAACAAGUCCUGGUAUAAAUAAUAAUGGAAAUACAUCAGGUGACAGCGGUGAUGUUUACGAGUUCAAAAGUUCUAAAGAAGCAACUCCAGUACGUGGUGCAAGCUCCUCACCAAAUCCACCGGAUAAGGAAAAAGAGUUGGGAAAAGUCACCAGUGGAUCUGGAGGUAAUGCUUCAGGUACAGCUAAUGCAUCGACAACGCCAGGUGAAACAAUAGCUCUGAGUGUAGAUGAACCUCCUGUCUCUGCAUCCCCUGCCACCAAACGGACUCUAGAAUCUGAUACCCCGGAUGACCAGGAUGAAGAGAAUCGAAGGAAAAAAAGAAAAGAUUCUGAAAGUACGAAAGAAAAUACCAAGGUGGUAGCCACUGGGAAGCAGUCAACUGGCAGAAACAGUACAACAAAUGAAAAGUGUGCGAAAACAGGUAAAUUGGGGGCGAACAACUCGACGGGAAAAAACAACCAAGCUGCAACCGUUGCGAAUGCGGAUCAUAAAAGCCCAAGCUCUUCAACUGCGACUGGUAGUAGUCCAAAGCCUAGUGGCAGCACGGUGGGCUCUACGAAUGCGAAAACAGCCACACCUGCCCCACCUGAAUCAGACGGAGAGGACGAUCGAUCCAAGAGUUCGGAUUCAAAUUCUGCACCAAAAGUUCCACCUUUAAAAAUCGUCAUACCGCAAAGUACUGUAUCUGAACAGGAACAGGGAAAUAGAAACGGAAAAAAUACUUCAAACAGAAAUCAUCAGCUUCCUUACGUUGUUGCAAGCUCAAACAGCAAUGAUUCUACCGAUAAAGAUCAGAAUCAAACGGCCAGUGGCACUACAAGCCCUACCGAAGGAGCUCCAUCGAAAAGUGAGGAAAAAAAAGAUUUUAGUGGAGCGUUACAUAGCGAAGAAAGAUCUACGCAUCAUCAAAGAGUUCUUCGAAGCUCGCACAGGUCUAGCAAUGGCGCAAAUGGCUCGACAGUAUCGAAGGAAACGUCUGGGGGAACAACGGGCAAUGGAAGUUAUUCAAAUUCGUCUCCAUUACCUGCAGCUGCUUCGUCAAACGAUCGGUCGAACAAUUCAUCACCGCAACUGCACCACAGUUCUCCUACUCCAGAAACUACGACUUCUGAACCAACGAAGACUACGACCACAGAACAAGCGUCAACUGCCCAUAACGCGUCAAAGACGUCUACAACUGUUGAAAAAACCGAAAAAAAUUCAGAUACAAAUUCCAAAACGCAGAAAGACGCCGAAAGUUCAGAUACCGCGACAUCGACGCCGUCUACGACAACUCCAAAUACGUCAGCGCCGGCAGCUACCGUUGAACUACAUCCAAGAAAAAGAAAAAUGAAGCCAAAUAAGGAGGCUCAACAGGCUGCUGCUACAGCUGCGGCAAAUGAAGCUGCCGAGGCUGCCAGUACGGGACCCGAAGUACACCCACAUGACCAGCCGAUUACAAAUUGUUAUCAAUUGUUUCUCAACAUAAGAAAACAGAUUGAGAGAAGAAGAAAAGGCCUGUUCCCUGUGCAGCCAAAACCACCGCAGGGUUUCAAAGAUUAUUUGAUGAACCGGUGCACCUAUGUUUUAGCUGGAAAUGCAAAUAAGGAGCCUAACGUUAAUCCACCGGUUAGUUUACAUUGCGCUAUGAAAGAUUUAUAUGGGGAACAGGAGAAGGAAAGGCAUCGUUUGAGAAUGCAGCACGUCGUUGAAAAAGAAAAGUUAGUUUUAUCCGUUGAACAAGAAAUCCUUAGGGUUCACGGCCGUGCAGCUAGAGCGUUGGCAAAUCAAUCGCUUCCUUUUUCCGUAUGCACAAUUCUCAAAGAUGAAGAAGUAUACAAUGUAAUAACUCCGGAACAAGAAGAAAAGGACAGAAACGCCAGGAGUCGAUACAACGGAAGAUUAUUUUUGAGCUGGCUUCAGGACGUAGAUGACAAGUGGGAAAAAAUCAAGGAGGCGAUGUUGCUCCGGCAUCACAAUGAAGCAGAAUCACUUCAUGCGGUACAACGAAUGGAUUGGGAAUGGAAAAUGAAAGAAGUUGGGUUAUGCGAUUUCAAGGCUAGGCCGCAUAUAGAGGACCUUCAUGUUCCGAUGGUUCAUGUUUCAGAUGACUUCGACCUCCUUCCAGCUUAAUAAAAUUUGACUAUGUGUAUAGAAAACAAUUUUCUAGUUUUAAAGACUUUCCCACGCUGUGAUUUUUUUCACCAACCCUCUCGGACGAAGUUAUUUUUAAUCUUUGUUAAUUUGCUAAUCGUCAAAAGUUGGUCAUAAAUUCGACAAAAGAUACAAGGUGAGCCAAUUUGAUGCAGUAAAACCUGUUGGACAGCACUGUAAUUUCUCCCUGUGUUCAAAGUAUAGACGAUUGUGGACUCGGGUAUUUGUUAUAAUUUGACAAGCAAAAUACGUUUAGUUUUCAUUCGAAAAAGCAGCUAAACACAAAUUAAAUCUAAAACGCAACAGCUUCUUUUAUACAUAUAUUAUCUAAUAUGUAAUAGUACGUAUACAUAUACAAAAUGUAUAUAAUUUGUAUAUAGAAUGAUGAAUGAUGAUAAUGAUGUCGAUCAGUUUCAGGUCAACCUUUGAUAAAUGAAACACACUAAAUCAAUAAAUAAUGCAUUGAGUUUA